CCGAACCAGUGCAGUGCUGUUGGAGCGCGUUCAGUCCACCAGUUUGGUCCACAUUACUUGUGCAAGUUGUCCUGCUACUUCUUAACAUCUGUUCACUCCGGCUCUUUAAAGCGCUAAGCUUGCAGACAACGUAGCUCGCUUGUUUAGAAACCGUGCAGUUCUGGGCUGCUUUUUUCAGCAUGGGCCUCCUUGGCUCGUCGUCUACGCAUUUGGCUGGGCGAUACUCCGCCCAGGGAGCUUCAGGGCAAGGGACGCAGAACCGUCAGCAAGCUAGGUGCCAGCGCUGCUUGCAGAUUGGCCACUACACCUACGAGUGCAAAAACGAGGCCGCGUAUGCUGCCCGUCCGUCAAGAACCCAGCAGCUCAAACAGGGCCGGUUCAAGCAACGCUUUAUGUCGGCGGAUGAGGUGCCGGAGGAGUUCCGGCCCAAGGAAAAGGACGAGAAGGGCGGCGACGCGGGGAAGCACGGCAUCCGCGGCCGGGAUAAGGACAAGGAUAAGGACCGUCGCAAGCGGCGGCGGCGGUCGCCUUCGUCGUCCUCGUCCUCCUCGUCGGACGACUCGUCCAGCAGCGGAAGCGGCUCAGACACCAGCUCUGAUUCGUCAGGCUCGAGCUCGGAUUCGGGCAAGUCAAGCGGGAGCACAAGCAGCGGGAGCAGCAAGAGCAGUGGGAGCAGCAAGAGCAGCGGCUCUAGCUCGGACUCGGCCUCCAGUGGCAGCAGUGGGAGCAGCAGCAGCGACAGCGGGAGCAGCAGCAGUGACAGCGACAGUGACAGCGACUCGGAGCGCCGGCGCCGGUCGCGGAAAGGCAAGCGCAAGAGCCGCAACUAGGCGCACAAGCGGCCUGGUGCCAUGGGAGGUGGGCGUGAUGGCGGCCUGUAUGGUGCUGGGCGGCAUAGAGGUCACGCGGUUUGCUCGUUGUGUCUGGGCCACGACACUCUGAGCGUAUUUCAGGGUAGGCGCGGCGUGUGCUGGCCAGCCAGGGUUGCAGCAGCUAAGCAUGCGCUUGCGUUUUGUUUGACGAUCCGUGCUGCACUGGGCGGCGUGUUGGCGCAUGAGCGGGUUGACAGCAUAUGACACGGACUGGGUGCGGAUUGACAGCGUAUGACACGGACACGGAUUGCUCCUGUGGUACGGCACUGAGCGGCCAGCGUUGCGACUGUCGUCUUUUUGGGAGCUUCAUCUAGCGCGGUGGACGGCUGUGCGGUCGGCAGACGGCAGGGGCCUAGCGGCGGCGAUGAGGGCGCUGAGGCGCUGGUGCACUUUCCAGGGGGUGCCGCACCAUAUUGGAGCAUGCGAGGCUGCAUUCUAGUGCCGGUGUGUGAGGUGUGGCUGUCAAGUCGGCACGGGUGGAGCACCCAUGCCGACGUACUGACAGACCUGACAAUGAUGGCC
Messenger RNA from Chlamydomonas reinhardtii, 1394 nucleotides. RefSeq lists its product as uncharacterized. Bases 180 to 830 code for a protein of 216 amino acids. The record is from RefSeq and is a predicted model, not a curated record. The transcript is spliced from 3 exons. Gene Ontology annotation, molecular function: zinc ion binding; nucleic acid binding. NCBI's taxonomy places the organism in Eukaryota, Viridiplantae, Chlorophyta, Chlorophyceae, Chlamydomonadales, Chlamydomonadaceae.